UGUUUAUAUUCGUGGGGCGUCCUCUCCCGAAGAAAACAAGCACGGCCCGCACCUGUGUCACAAAAGCAGUUUCAGACUAAUUAAAGCCUAGACAAGAAGUGCGUGUGUUUUUAUUCCGAUGAGGAUAUUAUUAAACGGGCUUCUAGAGCUCAUUGCUGCCGCGGUGGAUUUGGAAGCGGAUUGAUCUGAUCUGGGAUCUUGUCAUUGGAGCGAAGGAAUACAGCAGAGACCGCAAAUCCGAUCGAGUUGACAGGUUCUUCAUCAGGAUGUUGCAGUGAUUGAGGUGAAACAUCUGGACAUGAUGAUGUGGAGUUUUGGGAACCCGACCUGUAUGAGUCAGACCAACUGUUACAGCAAUGCCUCCAAAGACUACUGCUACUCAGCCCGGAUCCGCAGUACCGUGCUGCAGGGCCUGCCCUUCGGAGGGGUUCCCACUGUCCUCGCACUGGACUUUAUGUGCUUCCUGGUUCUUCUUUUUGUCUUCUCCAUUUUGCGGAAAGUGGCAUGGGAUUACGGCCGUCUGGCCCUGGUGACCGAUGCUGACAGACAGAAGAGAAGAUUCAGUGGUCUGGAGGAGCGGGAGUAUAGGAGGAAGGAACGGAGUAACUAUGAGCCUGUACGCAGUGUGGCUUCAGCCCUUCAUUCUGAAACGCCGGACCGAUAUGAACGUCUCACCUCCGUCUCCAGCUCGGUAGAUUUCGAACAGCGAGAUAAUGGCUUCUGUUCCUGGUUGACGGCCAUAUUCAGAAUAAAGGACGAGGAGAUCCGGGAGAAGUGUGGUGAAGAUGCCGUUCAUUACCUGUCGUUCCAGCGGCACAUCAUCGGUCUGCUGGUUGUGGUGGGCGUGCUGUCGGUGGGCAUCGUUCUGCCGGUCAACUUCUCAGGCAACCUGCUGGAAAAUAACGCAUACAGCUUUGGACGCACAACAAUCGCCAACUUGAAUUCUGGAAAUAACCUCUUAUGGCUGCACACAUCAUUUGCCUUCAUGUACCUGCUCCUCACCGUCUACAGCAUGAGACGCCACACGUCCAAGAUGCACUACAAAGAAGAUGAUCUGGUCAAACGCACUUUAUUUAUCAACGGCAUCUCCAAAUAUGCAGAAGAAAGCCAUAUAAAACAGCACUUUGAACAGGCGUACGAGAACUGUGUCGUACUGGAAGCGCGUGUUUGUUACAAUGUGGCCAAACUGAUGUCCCUCAACGCCGAGAGGAAGAAGACUGAACGCAGUAAGAAGUUUUUCACGGAUCUGAUGGCUAAGGAGCACAUGCCUGCCAUGAUUAACCCCAAGCCCUGCGGUCACCUGUGCUGCUGCGCCAUUACAGGCUGUGAAGAGCUUGAUCACAGGGAGAAUCUGUCUUUGGGAGGAGUUUCCUGGUGGCUUCGCUGCUUCAUCAUUAACUGCAUCCUCUUCCUCCUCCUCUUCUUCCUCACCACCCCGGCCAUCAUCAUCUCCACUAUGGACAAGUUCAACGUCACCAAGCCUGUGGAGUAUCUGAACAACCCCAUCGUCACCCAGUUUUUCCCCACGCUGCUCCUGUGGGCCUUCUCCGCCCUGCUGCCCACCAUCGUCUACUACUCCGCCUUCUUCGAAGCCCACUGGACCAGGUCGGGCGAGAACAGGACCACCAUGCACAAGUGCUACACUUUCCUGAUCUUCAUGGUUCUCCUGCUGCCGUCUCUGGGUCUCAGCAGUUUGGACGUUUUCUUCCGCUGGCUGUUUGACAAAAAAUUCCUGGCUGAAGCCACCGUCCGAUUCGAGUGUGUCUUCCUCCCUGAUAAUGGAGCGUUUUUUGUGAAUUACGUCAUUGCGUCGGCGUUCAUCGGAAACGCCAUGGAUCUGCUGCGGAUUCCAGGUCUGCUCAUGUACAUGAUCCGGCUGUGUUUGGCUCGCUCGGCUGCGGAGAGACGCAACGUCAAACGGCAUCAAGCCUAUGAGUUUCAGUUCGGAGCUGCCUACGCCUGGAUGAUGUGCGUUUUCACCGUCGUUAUGACGUACAGCAUCACCUGCCCAAUCAUCGUCCCCUUCGGGCUGAUGUACAUGCUCCUGAAGCACCUGGUGGACCGGUACAACAUGUACUACGCUUACCUGCCCUCCAAACUAGACAAGAAGAUCCACUCGGGAGCCGUCAAUCAGGUGGUGGCUGCACCAAUCCUGUGCCUCUUCUGGCUGCUGUUCUUCUCCACCAUGCGGACAGGGUUUUUGACCCCGACGUCCAUGUUUACCUUCGUGGUGCUCAUCAUCACCAUCGUGGUCUGCCUGUCGCACGUGUGCUUCGGUCACUUCAAGUACCUCAGCGCGCACAACUACAAGGUACGGGUUGCGGUACUGCAGAUCGACACCAAGGACACGGAGAUCGACGGAGUGGAGAACGGACGUCCUGCUAGAUCCUCACCCUCCAACAAAUCUCAGCAGCAGAUGUACAUCGCCCAGGUCCUGCAGGACCCAAACUCUGACGAGACCGGAGCAGGCAGCGGAGAGUCCUCGCAGGACGAGGAGAUGAUCAACGCCGGGAGCAGCCUAAACGAGGCCGACUUCCAGUCCGGAGAGGACAGUCUCAUCGCCAACGAGGUCCACCAGUAACCACAGCCGAGAGAACGACAAAGACCCGAUCGCAAGGCCUUCAUCCACACAUGUCUGUUUGUCCCCGUCGAACGCUGUGAACCGGCUCCAAACAUCAGCACCUUAGAAACCCAAAACUCUCAGACUGUACAUAAGCACACGCUCCAAUGCUUACAAACCAUUUCGCACAUGUGCAUGAACACAUCGGCGACUGCUCGUUUGGAAGCUCAAAUCCCGGAUUUCCCUUUUCGAAAAAAUUCCAAGUUUGGAUAAAAAAA
Molecule: messenger RNA, 2838 nt
Organism: Sinocyclocheilus grahami
Lineage: Eukaryota; Metazoa; Chordata; Actinopteri; Cypriniformes; Cyprinidae
Product: CSC1-like protein 2
Exons: 23
Coding region: 299-2581 (760 amino acids)
Cellular component (GO): plasma membrane
Molecular function (GO): calcium-activated cation channel activity
Source: RefSeq, a predicted model, not a curated record